Naegleria lovaniensis is the source of this 1566-nucleotide messenger RNA. RefSeq lists its product as uncharacterized. Bases 1 to 1566 code for a protein of 521 amino acids. Lineage: Eukaryota; Heterolobosea; Eutetramitea; Acrasida; Naegleriidae. The transcript has a single exon. The record is from RefSeq and is a predicted model, not a curated record.
AUGGUUCAACAGCACCACUCUUCUCCUGCAACAGGUGGCUCCAUAACCAGCGAGGAUAUUGAAUCAACGGGAUCAUCAUCAUCACCUCCUCCGUUAUUAACAACUAAAAAUAUAGCCAAUUCUUCUUCAUCCCUUCCACACCUCCGAAACGAAAAUGAUCAAUCCCAUCAUCAUCAACGUCAUACAAACCCAAUGAUGUUAUCCUCGAACGAUGAAACGAAAAUUUCAUCAUCCUCUCAUCCAAAGAAUGAAAGAGCUCAUAAAUUCACCGCGUCAAAUGAACAACAGAACACAAAAUCAAAAUUUGCACAAUUAAAAUCAUGUUGUGCUAGAAAUAACAGAGUCAUUGUAGUCACCUUUGGAUUUUUAAUUAGCAUCCUACCAUUUAUUAUGUGCUUGUUUUAUAGAAAUUUGAUAUUAUUAUCUUUAUUCGUGUUACUAGUUCAAUAUUCAGUAACAUUGCUGAUAUUUAACAUGAUGGAACGAAUGAAUCAAUUUAUUGACCAAAAUGCCAUUUUCAUCACUAAACCUAACGUCAUUGACAUCAAAAUUGUAUUAUCAAUUAUGGAAGAUUAUUUCAAAGAAGAUAUCAGAUUUUCAUCUAGAGCCAUGAUUCUUGGUAGCAUGGACACGUUAUUUGUAUAUAGUUCUUAUAGAUUUUUGGUAUUUUGUGAUAGAGUUUCCAGCUACAUAUGGAAACCAUUUUUUGGUACAGAUAUUAAGCAAUCUGUCAAAUGGGAAACAGAUUUACAUUUGACAUUGUCCAUUCUGCAUUAUAUUAUUUCAACAUUUUUGACCUAUUUAAUUUUUACAUCUCAAUAUGCAUUGCGAGCAAUGAAUUUGAACAGAGAAGAUUCAUUCAAGGUGCUAUUUUGGAUGUCUUUAUUGACACACUCUGCAUGCACUCUUUUUCAUACAUUCAACGCUUUCUUUUUUGGAGGUAAAGACGCUCUUGUGAAAAAUUAUCUGACACUCACCAAGAUUAUUCCUCUAUUAGCCAAAAUAUUCACAAAGCGCAACGAAGAUGAUGACACCGACGACUCUCAUGGUAGUGUCAAUCACUCAAAUUUCGUUUCCUCUUCUCAUCAUGAACAAUCCUACUCAUCUCUUCAGAACAGAUUAACUGUGUUUGAGUGGCAAUCUUUGAACUUUCUCAUUAUUUUCUCCACUUUCGCAUGCAUUGCCUAUUUUGCACCUUUGAGUCAAUCCUUUGGAUUUUAUUAUAUAUUUCAAUUGGUUAUUGGUUUAGUAAUAAUGAUUUUGCAAUUUUGGAUUUCUCAGAUUUCAGUCAUGAAGAAGUACUCCAUAAUAUCCUUCGUUGUUAUAUUACUGAGCUUGAUUUUCCUUAAGCUUUUUAUGGGGGCUUAUGUGAUGCAAUAUCUGUUCGUUUACACCUCGAUCUUGUUCGUUAUUCCAUUCGAAAAAUUUUUGUUCAAGUCAAUGCCUAUGUUUGUAACAGAGAAGGGCCUUAGAUAUUUUGCUUUUGUGUGGUUGACCUGUUUGCAAUUUAUAACCGUACUAGUGUUUUUCAUGAGAUGUUUCCUUUUCUUGUACCUUUACAUGUAA